GAUACGCUACAGUUGGCGACGAGGAAGCGGCGGCGAUGGCCGUCGGCAGGAUCGGCGAGUACCGUCUGGGCACAAACGCGUCAUGGGACGAAUACGUCGAGAGGCUCGAAAUGUUCUGCGAAGCUAACAAGAUAGCGAAAGAACAGAAAAGAGCCGCCCUGCUGAGUUGUUGCGGCGAAGAAGCGUACGGGCUCAUCGUGACUCUGGUGAAGCCAGCAAGACCGACAGCAGCAACCUACGAGGAAAUUGAGACGGCGGUCCGCAAGCACCUGCAUCCAAGGCGUUCAGAGCUGUACGCAAUGUUUUUGUUCUACAAAAGAAACCAGGCUGCCGAGGAAUCGGUUGCGGACUACGUCACGGCGCUUCGGAAGCUAGCCGAAGACUGCGGUUUUGGCGACGAGCAGCUCCCGUUGGACAUCAUGAUGCGAGAUCGUUUCGUAUGCGGCCUCCAGAACGAAGCCCUUCAACAGAGACUUCUCGCAGAACACGACCUUACGUUCAACGUUGCGUACGACAUGGCCGCUACCGCAGAAGCGACAGCCAAGCAACAGCGAGACAUACGCAUGCAAGGCCGAGACGAGUCGAAGGACUGCCAGGGCAUGAUACAAGACGCCGCGGCAGAGGGAUCCAGUUGCUACCGUUGCAACGGUAAGCACUCUCCGCAUUUAUGCAUUUUUAGAUAAGCGGCAUGCUUCAAAUGCAAAACGGUUGGACAUAUAGCGAGGGCUUGUCGUUCAAAAGACGAAAGUAGAGCGGCCUGGAAGACGCCUGAGCAAAAGAGGAAAGUUGAAAAGAGCAAGGGCGUGUACGAAAUGAGUGCAUUGUUUUCACUUUGCGAAGUGAAUGAGCAAGAACAGAAGUUUAUGGUUAAAGUACAGAUACAAGGACAAGAAGUCCCGAUGGAGGUUG
Dermacentor andersoni is the source of this 909-nucleotide messenger RNA. RefSeq lists its product as uncharacterized. The record is from RefSeq and is a predicted model, not a curated record. Lineage: Eukaryota; Metazoa; Arthropoda; Arachnida; Ixodida; Ixodidae.